CAAGGGUUGCAUAAACAGUACAUGUGUGUAAGGUAUGGGCAGAUCCAUUUGGGUUGAUUGAGUAAACUGCAGAUAAACAUAUUGGUGCUCAACAACAAUGGUGCAAGUACCCAAAGUCCGCUUGUCCGAGGGCCUUGAGAUCUGUAGAAUAUUAAAUGGAAUGUGGCAGGUUUCGGGGGCUCAUGGGCCUGUUGAUACUCCAAAAGCAGUAAAUGCCAUGGAUGUCUAUAUGAAUGCUGGGCUGACCACUUUUGACAUGGCGGAUAUCUAUGGACCAGCAGAAGAUAUCUUCGGAGCCUUUUCCAGCCAGCUGAAAACCAGAAAAGGAGAAGCAGCUCUGAAUGGAAUCCAGGGUCUGACCAAGUGGGUGCCCCGCCCAGGGCCUAUGAACAGAAACGUGGUUGAGAAAGCUAUUCAGCGGUCUCUCAAGAGAAUGCGAGUGAAGAGCCUGGACUGUCUACAGUUUCACUGGUGGGAUUAUAGUGACAGGAGGUACCUGGAAGCACUGGGACAUCUCUCAGAUCUCCAACAAGAGGGGGUGAUACGGGAACUUUCCUUGACCAACUUUGACACAAAAAGACUGGAGGAAAUCACUGGCAAAGGAAUCCGCAUCUCCAGCAAUCAGGUUCAGUACUCCCUGAUUGACAGGCGGCCAAUGGUGAAAAUGGCCCAGUUUUGCGAUUCACAGGGAAUUCAACUUCUCACCUAUGGAACUCUGGGUGGGGGUCUCAUCAGUGAGAAGUAUUUGGGGGCUGCAGAGCCCAGGGGCCAAGGAGAGCUCAAGACGGCGUCUCUGAGCAAAUACAAGAACAUGAUCAACAUGUGGGGCGGCUGGGGUCUCUUCCAGGAGCUGCUGGGCAGCCUGGACUCUGUCGCCCGGUCUCAGCACUGCACCAUUGUCAACGUGGCCACCAAGUACAUCCUGGACAUGCCGGCAGUGGGAGGAGUGAUCGUGGGCAGCCGGCUCGGGGUGCCAGGUGCCGAGCACAUCCAGGAGAAUCUGAAGAGCUUUGAGGUCAACCUCUCUGCCAAUGACAUCAGCAAGAUCGAAAGUGUUCUGAGCCGCUCCAAGGACCUAAUGCAAGUAAUUGGUGAUUGCGGAGAUGAGUACAGAAACUAGAGGAUUAGAAAUAUAUACCUCAGUGACUUUGGGUCAUAUUCUGAAAAAAGGAACACUACUUUUUUUUUGUU
This is a messenger RNA of Polyodon spathula (Mississippi paddlefish), 1191 nucleotides long. RefSeq lists its product as uncharacterized. Bases 98 to 1120 code for a protein of 340 amino acids. The record is from RefSeq and is a predicted model, not a curated record. NCBI's taxonomy places the organism in Eukaryota, Metazoa, Chordata, Actinopteri, Acipenseriformes, Polyodontidae. The transcript has 7 exons. Gene Ontology annotation, molecular function: oxidoreductase activity.